This is a messenger RNA of Perca fluviatilis (European perch), 1064 nucleotides long. It is a transcript of the gene ssr2, whose product is annotated as signal sequence receptor, beta. The coding region runs from base 20 to 700 and encodes 226 amino acids. Gene Ontology annotation, cellular component: endoplasmic reticulum; membrane. Lineage: Eukaryota; Metazoa; Chordata; Actinopteri; Perciformes; Percidae. The record is from RefSeq and is a predicted model, not a curated record. The transcript is spliced from 6 exons.
UGCGCUGCUCGGUACACGCAUGGAUGUAGGGGACACGUCAUGCAAACAGCAGCUUUACCCUUCUGAGCAUGCGCGUUCAGUCCUUCAAUAUCCGAGAUUGGAAGAGAAGCUGUGGACGGUAAUGAUGAUGAUGAUGAUGAUGAUGAAGAUGGUGCUGCCCGUGUUUCUGCUCCUGGCUGUGUUGGGCCUGGGCUCCGGAGAAGAGGGAGCCCGCCUGCUGGCCUCCAAGUCCCUGCUGAACCGCUAUGCUGUGGAGGGCCGAGACCUCACCCUGCAGUACAACCUCUACAAUGUGGGCUCCAGUGCUGCUCUGGAGGUGGAGCUGUCGGAUGAUUCUUUCCCCCCUGAAGACUUUGGAAUCGUGUCUGGAAUGUUGAAUGUCAAAUGGGACAGGAUUGCACCAGCCAGCAACGUAUCUCACACAGUGGUGCUGCGCCCCCUGAAGGCCGGCUACUUUAACUUCACCUCUGCCUCUGUCAGCUACCUGGCCCAGGAGGGAGGACAAGUCGUGGUUGGCUACACCAGCGCCCCCGGCCAGGGAGGCAUUCUGGCUCAGCGCGAGUUUGACCGCCGCUUCUCCCCCCACUAUCUGGACUGGGCUGCGUUCGGCGUGAUGACCCUGCCCUCCAUCGGCAUCCCGCUGCUCCUCUGGUACUCCAGCAAGAGGAAGUACGACUCGCCGAAGACCAAGAAGAACUGAGCUGGGAUUCAUCCAGGGGGAUGGGGUGGUGGGGGGGGUGGGAAGGGGGGCACAGGAUCUCUGAAAAGCUUAAUAACCCAUAUUGGGGUUGAAAGUACAGUGACCAAGGAACAGGGUUGUGAUUUGAUCAAACAGGCAGCGUGAUUCAGGAAGAAGAGCAGAAGCAGCAACAGUACCGUGUGUUUCUCCCCGUGACCAUGGCUGGCUGUUCCUUCACAUCUGCAGGUGGUUCACGUGACCGAACAAUUACUCCUGUUGAGGGUUUUGUGGUUUUGUAAUUGUGGAACUGAAUUCAGAUUUGAAGUUUAUAGCCAGGUGUUGAACGUCAAGAUGAAUAAAUAAAAACUAGCUGGGUUUUUCUAAA